This is a messenger RNA of Lepisosteus oculatus (spotted gar), 1830 nucleotides long. Its product is annotated as cyclic AMP-dependent transcription factor ATF-4-like. Gene Ontology annotation, molecular function: DNA-binding transcription activator activity, RNA polymerase II-specific; RNA polymerase II transcription regulatory region sequence-specific DNA binding. The record is from RefSeq and is a predicted model, not a curated record. Gene Ontology annotation, biological process: regulation of transcription by RNA polymerase II. Gene Ontology annotation, cellular component: nucleus. Lineage: Eukaryota; Metazoa; Chordata; Actinopteri; Semionotiformes; Lepisosteidae.
GCUGUCAGUGUCUUUGGGUUGGGCUCAGAGGCUGCACCCUGCCAUGGACUCCUCAAUUUAGACUCUCCAGCGCCUGCUGACUCCCGCAGCCCAGCACACAGCCAAACAUGGAGCUUCAAGAUGGAACCGCUGCUUGUUCGGUAACACAGCCCCUGCCAGAGAAAAGACCCCUGCAAGCCCCGGAGACGACCGCCCUGAGUGCUGGGGAUGGAUUGGAGCGAGUUGCUGCAGCUGGGGAGCCUGUAUCCCGAACUUGCUUCACUGACCGCUGAGCCUGACCUGCCCGUGUGCGCCGAGCUGAAGGAGGAGAGGCAACUGGGAGGAAGGGGCGGCUUCGUGCUCUGUUCUGACACCCAAAGCAUUUCCGAGAUGGAAUGGAUGGGAGAGAAGAUGGAUGUACAUCUCUUGGACAGUCUGAUCGAGGAUGCCCCAGUGACCUCAAAAGAUCUGCUACACGUGGUUGAGAAGACUUUGAAAUUCCAGGCUGAUGUCACAUCCACUACACAGAGUUCAGCUGCAACUCAUGUUCAGCCUAAAGGAGGAGGGCGGCUCCAGGGCCCAUCGGUCUCAAGCGAUCAAGUGGCGCCCUGUACACCUCCUCUAUCCCCACACUUUGCCACACAGCCUGCCACGGUGGCCUCUUCCCAUGCCAGCUGGUUCUCUGCAGGCCAGCCGACAGAAGUUCUGGAACUUCCCUAUGAAUCCGUGUUGCUGCUGGAUGGUUUAGUUGCUCCCUCUGGCAGUGAGGAUAAUGGGAUGGAUUCGGAGUGCGAUGAUGCUAAAUUGGUGACCAUCCCUGGAGCUGUGCCUUGGCAAGAGCUCCCGGAGCCUCCCGCCAACAUCCCACUCUGCAUCAUGAGCCAAAACGGCUCGCUGGUGGAGAAGGCCGCGGUGCCCUCCUCUUCCUCCCCGGGCUCCAAGUGCACUGUCAACCGAAAGCACAGGAAGAAGGAGCAGAACAAAAACGCAGCCACGAGGUACCGGGAGAAGAAGAGAGCACAGAGGGCGGCACUGGAAGUCGAGCUGCUCCAGCUGGAGGACACAAACAGAGAGCUGAAGGAGAAGGUGGCCUCACUGGCCACAGAGAUCCAGUGCCUGGAAGCACUGUUAGAGGAGGUACAGAGCGCUGGAGAGGAGAAGAGUGUGGUGUUUUCCAAACCACAGCAGACCAAGAGCUGAGCCAUAGCUGAAGGUCACAGCAGAUCAAUGAAAUGUGCUAUCUUGGUCGAACGUGGUUAUUGCAUGGCUCCUCGGAAUAACCGAGUAUUAAUAUUCUAGUACUUCCCGCGGGACUUUUAAUUGUCCCUCUCCAAUGCAAGCUUUCAAAUCAUGUGACAAAGGACUCCGUCAUGUGCUUUUACAGGAUGCCUGUGGACCUUGUGCUGUUGAAAAGUAUUUUGGUCAGUAACCAGCUCUAUUCCAAUUACAUGUGUAAUAGGCACUACAUGUAUUACAUGUGUAAUGUUUCCAACCUACCUUUCUCACUAGUGUUGGCUCCAAUACACAUUUGAAACUGUUUGUCUUGCUGUCUCAUGGGUAUUACCAAUUGGUGCAACAUACUUAGUAACAAGUCACAUGUACUUGAAGCUCUCCAAAAUAACUGAAAAAAUGUAUACAGAACUAGAAUGUUUGCUAGUGAGUUCAGAUCUUCAAAAAAUCACCUCAGUGCAGCUGUAGCGCUCUUACACAAAUGUUUUAUUGCUGUAUUACUGUGGAAGCCAGUCCUCUAGUGUGAUAAUCUGUUGCUUGUGUUGCCAGAAUCAGGGGAGCAGCCUGUAACAUUAGUAUUCUCUUGAUCUUUAUCCUGGGACAUCAGUUGCUUUCUCAGUG